Messenger RNA from Pocillopora meandrina, 7186 nucleotides. The record is from the annotation of a GenBank genome assembly. Lineage: Eukaryota; Metazoa; Cnidaria; Anthozoa; Scleractinia; Pocilloporidae.
AUGAGCUCCAUUCAGCGAGAGGGAUCGAGAGAUUUUAUCUCAGUUUCCAUGCCGCGGAAUAAUGACGACAAAAAUGAUGACAACAGCAAGGGACGUCGACAUACCUCACUGUACAGGGUAAGAGACCGACAAUGUGUGGCACUUGUGUAGCCGAUUGUUGGUGUUCGUACUUUCGAGUGGAGUAAGAGCGUUCCAUCUUGUGAAAACAAAGACCAUAAACUAUUAAAUACGCGGAACUGGAUUAGUAGAACGCUGCAGGGCAUCGCAGCGGAAAGGAAUGAAGGUUAAAACGUGUGCAUAAAUUUUCAAAGAGACACAGUUACAUGAAUUUCGUCACAAUCUACUGUAUUAUAAAGACUUAUGGAUAAAUAAAUUUAAUGGCUAUUGAAUUUCAUCUUUGCGUAACUGAAUCGAAAUUUGUUUACAUUUUUAAUACUGUUUACAUCGUUAAACUAAAUGUGUUAUUUAUUGUUAUUUUUUACUGCAGAAGUGGCGAGCCAUGUCUUCUUUUCAAAGAUCGCUCAUUUUCCUGCUGUGUAUUCUUGGUUGUGUCACUUUUUUGUUGUGGCGUAAAGGACUAAUGUGGCAAAACUUUGAAACUGACAAUAUGGAUGAAACUGUAGGUCAUCAAGGUCACAAGAUUUCUGAGGAACAUUCUCCAAAGUUUAACAGAGUAAAUAAACAGGAAAUUAUUGAAAAUAAUUUGAAAGAACUGGAAGAACUCAGGAAGCAACAUGCCCUGAUAAUAAAGAAAGGGCCUCCAAAGUUGGGAAAUAGGGAUAAACCAAUUGAUGACAAUGUAGAUGAUAACAAAAACCUAAAUUCAAAUGAAGAUAAAAAUCAGGGGGAGAUUCAUGGUGAUACAGGUGUACAUACUGAGGAUAAGCUGCCCAGUGAUGUUGGAGCAGACACUGCUGGCGAUGGUGAAGCAAAUCCUGUAGCUGUAGAAAAUAAUGAGAAUUUUGCUCUGAACAUAAAUGGAGUUAACAUACUGCCAUUAGAUAAACAAAGUCAGCGUCAAAAGAAGGUUGUAGAAGCAUUCAGACAUGCCUGGGAGGGUUAUAAAAAAUAUGCAUGGGGUCAUGAUGAAUUGCGUCCUAUUUCCAGAUCGCAUAGCGAAUGGUUUGGUAUUGGACUGACAAUUAUUGAUUCACUAGAUACCAUGUUGUUAAUGAACCUGCGUGAAGAGUUUCAACAGGCUCGUGAAUGGGUAGCCAACAGCUUGACCUUUGAGAAAAAUGUUGAUGUGAAUUUGUUUGAGACAACAAUCCGUGUUCUUGGAGGACUCCUGAGUGCAUACCAUUUGUCACGAGAUGACCUGUUUUUGAGAAAAGCGGUAAGAAGUAAUGAUGAAAAGAAAUAUCUUUGGAAGGAUUAGCAGAUAAGUUAUAUUGUAGCAUAAAUAUUUUUCCAAUGCCUGACCUUCAUUCCAAACAUCAAAUACUAAUCAGCUUUUUGACGCACUUACUUAUUAUUCACAUAUAGAAUGGUUCAGCCAUAUGUUUCACGUUUGUGUUUCAGCUAAAUGUUAGAUCUUCACUAGUGCUAAGCUACUUCUAUUUCUUGUCAUUUCAUUUACAUCAUUUCUGAUGCUGAUGAGGAACUCAGAGUUUUUCAUUAAUGUUCUCACACCAUUACCAUUAAUUUACAAACCCUUUCACUCCCACAAGUGACCAAGACAGAAUUUCUCCUUACAAUAUCAAUACAAUAUCAAGCAGGUAGGUGAUGAGAAUAGAGAAGAAUAUCAAUUAUGGGAUUAUCAGCUGAUCCAAUACCAAAUUCUCUGUACUAACAUCAUACGAAUUGUAUGGCAGAUAGUAAGGAGAAUUACUAAUUAGAUCUUGGGAGUGAAAGGGUAAACCCUCCUAACUGUUUUCAUUUUUUUUUUUUUUUGCUAUUCAACAAACAUUUAUUUGCCGCAUAUAGCUUACUAUCAUUGUAUUUAAUCAAUGUAGCUUAAGCAAAUGCUAACAAUUUUAUCUCUUGUGUCAGAUUGAUUUGGGGGAUCGCCUCCUGCCAGCCUUUCACUCGCGAUCAAACAUUCCAUAUUCCGAUGUGAAUCUGCUGACUCGUACAGCUCACCCUCCUCGCUGGGGUCCAGACAGCUCAGUGUCUGAGGUUACCACCAUACAGCUGGAGUUCCGAGAUCUCAGUUAUACCACUGGGGAUGCAAAAUACAAGGUAUCUAGAAUAUGUGUCGCAGGGAAAUACAGUAUUAUUCAUGUUCAACAUGUUGCAAUUGAUAACAUUUUUUUGUUGCAAGGUAUUUUACUGUUGUACUGUCAAUUAUUCAAGUACUAUUGCAAUGUAGGUGAUGUAAUUUUUAUAUGAGAGGAAAUGUUAGAAUUGUAAUGUAAUAAAUAUUUUGGUUGAAAUUCUUAAUAUUGCCAUAUAAGUUUUGCCAGAAUUCUAUUUCUAAUAGGAAAAGAAAUAAUAUUCCUCUUGACAUUACUAGUAGCCUUUUGUUGUCAAUGUAGUUAACUUUUUGCAUAAAAACUUGGCAGAAAAAAUCAGAACCAGGAAAAGAAUGUUUAUUUUAAACUACUAACAUUUGGUAAUCAGAAUCUAAAAUUAUUCUCUUUUUUAAAAGUAUUUUUGGGUAACUAUAUACUGUAUACACUGUAUUUAUUGAUUUAAGGUCUUUGUCAAUUGAUUCCUUAUAUUUUUAGAAUUUGAAUUAUGUAAAGAUUUGUUUUGUUUGUUUUUUUUUUAUUUAAGAAAGGUGUGCCCUCUUUGGUGGCAAAUGUAGGUUAAUUAUUUUUUCCUUUUUACAGAGUGCAGUAGAUACAGUAAUGAGUCACAUUCAUGCCCUUCCAAAGCGGGCAGGCUUAGUACCAAUCUUUGUGAAUGCAGAUACAGGCAAGUUCCGACCUGGUUCAACAAUUACCUUGGGUGCUCGGGGUGACAGUUACUAUGAGUAUCUUCUGAAGCAGUGGCUACAGAGUGGGAAAACAGAAAAUUGGUGAGAGAAUGCAUAUACACAGUCUUACACUCUGUUGGGCUUGGUAUAAUAAUCUUGUUUUCUUUCAUGUUUGUGUUUGUCUUUUUGCUUGUUUUUAUGGGUGUUUUGUUUUUGUUUGGUUAAAAUUUGAAAGACUUGGCUACCUUUAUCACACCCUUACAGUUCCUCUAGCCUAUGCCACGCUCUCAGUUAGAGGGAACAAGGGAGCAGGUAUGCAAAAACUGCAGGGUGAGAUAUGAACAAAAAUGAGGGAGAGAAAAUCUGCAGAAUUUGUUUUCAAAUUUUUAGCAUUUAUCUAAGCUGGAUAGAGAGGCACAAAUCAAAUUCCUUGUAGUAAUCGUUAGUUUGAAGUCUGCAGACCAAGAUUUGUUUGCUCGAAUUUAUGUCUCUAAUGGGGGAAAUUUCAAUUCAAACAAACUUUUGAAUUUAGGGACUGCACAGUGAAAUAUAGCCUGCUAAAUUGACUUUAGUUAUUAUAGUGCCUGUACUAACUGAGAUAAUUAAUAAAAAGUUUAGCAAAUAUUCCUUUUUUGGAUAUUUUCUUGAUACAUCAUUUAAUUAUCAUUAUGUAGUUUGCAAGGAACAUGUAGCUGUUUGAAGAUCUCUAGCAAACCGCUGAAAGUGUGUUUAGAGAUUAGCAAGAGUCAACCACAAGUGUAUUGUUGUCUCACUACCUUCUGUGUAGGAAGGAAGGUUGGGUUCAGUAGUUGAAAUUUUUUUUUCCUUGCCAGGCUUCGAGAUGACUUCGUAGAGUCCAUGGAUGGAGUCAUGUCUCUUUUGAGGAGAGAAUCGGAACCAAGCAAGCUGGUUUACAUUGGUGAACUUCUACAUGGCUCAACAUUCAGCCCUAAGAUGGUAUGUAUGAAAUAAUAGUAAGAAGUUUAACAAUAAUGAUAAUAAUAAUAAUGAUAAUGAUAAUGAUGAUGAUGAUAAUAAAAAUAAUGAUUUUUAAUGGUGAUGAUAAUAGUUGUAAUGAUGAUGAUAGUGAUAAUUUAACACUGAUGCUUCCAUAAAGUUGAUCCUUGUCCACCGUAAUAUGCUUCAUUUGGAAUUCAGAGAUUUUUUUCUUAGUGGAGGAAAGAAAAUUAGGAAACCAAAAACAACCUCAACCCAUGUGGUAUUGGAGAGGCAAGCACUCUCACUUCUGCAGCAUUCCUGAUCACCAAUCAUUAAAUGGUGUACUUUAUUUACCAAUCUGUGGCAUACCUCCUAGCUUAAUUUACAAUCAUACUGUGGUUCAUCUGUUGCGUCAGGCAAAUGUUCUACACAUCUCAUUAAUGAAUGUUGAUUUUCAAAUAUCAUAUAAUUUUUGGGCAUCAAUAUUUCCCCAUUUCAUUUUGGACAGCAGCAAAAUGCAAAUUUAUGUCAUGGUAAAUGAAUCUUACUAAAUGUUCAGUUAACAUGAAAUGUGGAGAUGAAAAGAUAACAUGUUGAGAGUUAACCGUGACCAUUUCUUAUGUGACCAUUCUUAAUUUCCCCCCCCCCUCCCCUACCCCUUCAUAAGCAGUCACUUGGCAGUCAAUUUUUUAAACUCCCUUCCACCUUGUACUCUGUUGACAACAACUGAUCCUCCCUUCAUUCUCCCUAGAUCCUCUAACCCCCCCUUCCCCCCGGCAAUAAAAAGCCACUGGUCCCUAAAUGUACAUCUUCAAUGUAUAAUACCUUGCUAAAAGCUCUCAUUGUCCUCCUUAAGAAAUCUAAUUUCUUUGCUUGCAGGACCAUUUGGUGUGUUUUCUGCCAGGAACAUUAAUGUUAGCUGUCCAGAAUGGCCUGGACAAAAAAUACGAACAAUUUGCAAAGGAUCUGUUGGAGACAUGUGUUCAGAUGUAUAAACGUAUGCCGACUGGAUUGAGUGCUGAACUGGUUUACUUUAACCAGGGGCCUUCCAAACACGAAGAUAUUCAAGUUAGGGUAAGCUUGUCAACCGUGUACUGCAGUUGGUAACACGGAUACAACACUAGUCACUCUCAAAUCUUAGUUUCUGUUCAGUGCUCAUAGUUUAAAUCACUCUUUAUGUCUCGAUAUCUCGAUGGUUCGUCAACUCUGAAGACAAAAGCGUAGAAAUUUCCCAUAACUACACCCUUUCUGAAGUUAUUAAGGCAAAACGAUUGACGUCAUUGCCAUGUUCAUCUUCAAUAUCACUUGUCAUAUAACGCUACCCGAAGGUCACGCACAUGUGCACUGUAAACAAGAAGAAUGUAACUAUGGCUGCGUUCCGGUUCACAUGGCAUCCUUUUUCUCUGGGAAAGAAUUAAUUCUUAGAGAAUGUGAUUGGGGUUUUUGAUGGCUCUUGGAGGUGAAAAGUUAAAAUGUUAAUUACAUAAACUCGACAAUAGUGUACUGAUCGAAUAAAUUUAUUGCUUAAUCGAAUCGAAAAUACUUACAACUCGCAACUCGUAACUCGCAAAUCAGGUGAACCACACGUGUCCGAAAAUCACGUAUUUAAACAGGUUAUUUGAUAAUAAUGUAAAAAAGUUAAAAACAAUAACGUCGUAUACAAACAAAACCUAUUAACUCGUGACAAAUUAAUACGCAACGUGACUGUUCUUGACACAAUUCUACAGUGAGGUUGUUAGUGAAAAAGUAAAGAUAUCUUUCAUCUGAGUUCAUCAAGUUGUUCUAGGUGCUGGAACAUCAUCGGAGCAUCACUUUAAGAGUGUUUUUUUUUAACAUUUUCCAGCCAUUAGAUGCCCACUGUUUGCUGCGACCAGAAACUGUAGAAUCAUUAUUUAUUCUCUAUCGUCUAACGAAAGACAAGAAAUACCAGGAUUAUGGCUGGUCCAUAUUCCAAGCCAUCGAGCAACAUGCCAAGAUAAGCACUGGAGGAUAUUCGUCGUUGAACAGUGUCAAAGACACAAAGUUGGGAUUCAGAGACAAAAUGGAAAGUUUCUUCCUUGGGGAGACUCUAAAGUAUUUAUUCCUAUUAUUUAGUGAUGUGGACAUGGUGCCUCUUGAUAAGUUUGUAUUUAAUACAGAAGCACACCUAUUGCCUAUAAGGAAAUCCUAGCCAAUGGAACUUUAGGUAUAAUACUAUCAAGGUAACAGUAGGCUUUUUUUUUUUUUGGCCAAUCGCGCGUAAAGUGGGCGGCCGGGCUGAAAAUUGUAGUACAGAAUCUGGGCGCUAGGAUAGAAAAAACGUCCCCGCGCGAAAGGUGCAAUGGGUUACAUGCUUAAAGGGCUACACAGAUAAUGGAAAAGGAAUAGCAUAUCUUGCUCGGGUUUUCCGCACGUACGUGCUCCACGGGCUAGGGAAAAUGACAGGGUGCAGGUUUCCUUGACAUUUAGUGGUUGUAGUUCUAAGUCCCAAUUUUUUUGCCUUUCGUCUCUAUAAGAAAGGUCGUCACGCGCGGGUAAUCGCGCUUCACUUCCGUGAUAACACACAUGACAUAAGUUUUAAACUUUCAAAUUCUGAGCAGUGGACCACGGAUAAAGGCUUUUAUAGCAAACCUUCUAUAGCGAAAUCUUUAGUUUAUCUUGGAGAUGAACCAUUGCACAAUGCAAUCCUUUUGAAAAUGGCCUCAGUUCAGCAGCACAGACUUCUACGGUGACACAAUAGCGAAUAACUUCGGCAAAUACUUCAUUUCAAACAGAAUUCAGAUAAAGGGAUUUCAACCCUCGUGAUGCAGCAGAGAAUAUAAACUGAUAUUCUCUUGAUAUGAAGUUAUUCCGUUUCGUUUCUAAGCAAGUUGUUGUAACACAUCUUCGGCUUGCAAAUGGAACUUGAAAUCAGCUAUCAACACGCAGUUUAGAGAAGUUUUCAAUUGAAUGUCGAAAUGCCAAAAACCUAUUGGUCGCAACGGCCAAUCAUAACGAACUUGACUAUAUUAUUAGCCAAUGGGAGCUCAAAGGAAAGACUAGCAAACUGCUAAAAGGGCGGGAAAACGCGGCGACCAGUUUGCAUCUGAUUAGCUUAGGGGUAUAUAACGCUGAUUUUCUCGACCAAACGGAGCGCGGCAAUGCAAAACCAAUGUGAUCCUGGCUUACUUUCGACACUCAUUGAAAACUUGACGUUUUAAACGGUGGACGCUGUCCAAAUAAAGGAUUACCAUGCAACAGUAACUCUGUAAACGUAAGCUUUUACCAAUUCGAUAACAUGGGUAACUUAUCUUUACUUAUUUCGUGUUGAUAAUAUACUGAAUGCAGCCCUUAAAAAGAAUCAAUAGAACAUAAUGGUACUUAUUCCUCAAUUCCUUCACAUUUUGUCACGAAGGGACUCCACUGCAG